Messenger RNA from Drosophila erecta, 2831 nucleotides. RefSeq lists its product as uncharacterized. Gene Ontology annotation, cellular component: P-body; cytosol. Bases 193 to 2271 code for a protein of 692 amino acids. Gene Ontology annotation, molecular function: protein binding. The record is from RefSeq and is a predicted model, not a curated record. The transcript has a single exon. NCBI's taxonomy places the organism in Eukaryota, Metazoa, Arthropoda, Insecta, Diptera, Drosophilidae. Gene Ontology annotation, biological process: neurogenesis.
AGCCCCGUACUAUCGGUAUAACUGUCAAUCGAUAGGCGCAGACAAUAACGCUUUCGGUUAUCGGUAUCGUAAAAUAAUAACAAUUUCGCAAAAUUCCAAACCGAUUCGCAAAAAGGUGGAUUAUUCUCACAAAUCAGAGCGGACAACGUUUCGAUUGAAGUGAUCCCAAUCCCAGCCAAUCCACCGCAGGCAAUGGACAUCGACUGGCAGAACGGGCUCACAGAGCUGAAGGACCGGGGCCAGUACCUUCUGCACUCGGAAAAGUGGGCCGACUGCCGCUUUCUGGUGGGUUCCUCGCCCACCCAGCGGCUCAUCGCUGGCCACAAGCUGCUGCUGGCCAUGGCCUCGCCGGUGUUCGAGCGGAUGUUCUAUGGCAACCUGCCAGAUAAGACGGACCCCAUCGUCAUACCGGACGUGCAGCCGGAGGCGUUCGAGGCGAUGCUGGAGUACAUCUACACGGACCGCAUCACCAUUGGGUCCUUCGACAAGGCCUGCGAGCUGUGCUACGUAGCCAAGAAGUACAUGCUGCCCCACGUGGUCACCCGUUGCACCCACUUCCUUUGGGCCGACCUUAGUCCGAAAAACGCCUGCCGGGCGUACGAGUUUGCCAAGCUGUUCGAUGAGCCACGCCUCAUGCAGAGCAGUAUGGACCUAAUAGCAGCCAACACGCGCGAGGUGCUGUCCGAUCCCAGCUUCCUAGACAUCGAGGUCUCCACCCUGAUGGCCAUACUUGACCAAAAUCGCCUGAACAUCGACUCCGAGCUGGAUCUGUUCAACUGCCUGCUGAAAUUCGCCAGUGAGCGGGGCAUCCUGAACGAGCCCGGCCAAGAAGAGGCUGCUGGCGGAGGUCAGGUGCUGACCAAGGAGUCGCCCGACAAUGCUGCCGGUCAUGUGCUGGUCGAAGAGAUCAAGAUGGAGCCCGAUGUGGCGGCCAUGGUGCAGCACAUGCACCAGGACGACGAGGGUGACAGCUUCGAGACGGACGCAGGCAUGGCCUCCACUUCCUCUGGUGCUGUAGUGGCAGCAGCGGCGCCUGCGGCUGCCUCCCCGCCGCUAGACGUGGCUUCCGGCUCUGACGACCUGGUGAUUAUCGAUAGCGACGCUUCCGCCGAUGCCGCCGCCAACAUGAUCAACAUCAUGGACGCCCAGCGCACCAUUCUCGAUGGAGCUAUGCUCCGGCAGGCGGUCAAAAAGAUCCGCUUUCUUACCAUGACGCCGCAGCAGUUCGCCGAGGGGCCGGCCCGUUCCAAGCUGCUGCAGCAGCACGAGGCCCUCUCGAUCCUGAUUAAGAUAUCCAGUCCCUCGCUCAACGAUUGUCACAUGCCAGAAGGUUUCUGUGUGUCGCGAAGCACGCGCAACUUCUAUGAGUCGGGCCACCGGCACGCCCAGAGAGAACUGUCCUCCUCGUACCGCACUGGAGCCGCUCCCUCAGGCGUCUGUUUCCCGGGUCCGGCAGUCCGCAGCGGAGGUCCUGCCGGCGGCGGAAUGAUGAUGGGCAAUGCGCCCCGUUUCGGAUCCGUUGGCACUGGAUUCAGCUUCGCAGGCGAGGAGUUGGUCAUGCGCCCCCCGGACCCAGUGGGCGUCCCACAAGAUGCCGCACCGGGGCCAGCCCCACUGCGCUGCUUCGGCGAGGGCUAUGAGAACGGAGCGCCAGUCCCAGCGCCCGCCAAUGAUGAUGACGGUGGCGAUCGGGGUGCGCCGGCGCCCGCCGGCGGAGCUGCAGCUGGAGGAGCUGGAUCCGCAGCUGGAAACUCGCACAACGACAUGGUGCGCGCCUACUGUAUGCGCUCCCUCACCCGCCAGUUUGACUUCCGCAACACCAGCGUCACGGAUGCAGGCGUGACUUUCCAGGUGGACACCAACAUCUGGAUCUUGGGCGUCCAGGUGCCAACACGUGUGCUGUGUGGCGAGCUGAUGACCUCCGCCGGCUUUACGGAGCGUUACACCGAGGUGCUGUACGCCCACAUCCAGGACAUGCACGGCUCAAGGAUCACAUACACCCACUGCACGGCACGCGUGCGUUACGACUCGCUGCUGGACAUAACGUUCGAUCGACCUGUGUACAUAUACCGGAACCAGAUCUACAAGAUCUACGUCGUGUUCAACAAGACCGGCUGGUAUCCCAUGUACUCCUGUGUGCCCGAUGCCAACUGCAACCGCGUGAAGUUCAUGUUCAACGUGGGCAACCCCACGGAAUCCGUUCGUGACGGCCUGAUCUACGCAAUCAUCUUCUCCACGCCCCAGGACCACGGCCGUCACCUGGUCGACUGAAUCCUAAGCAAUAUUAGUUCAUUAGUUUAGCUCCUUCCCUGUAUUUUCGAUGUGAUAGACUUUGGUUGGCGUCUUGGCCCAUGGAACUUAUUUGAUCUGUAUGCUGGAAUUUUCCCAUUCUAUGUUUACAAGCUGGGAACUAAUUGUGCAUAGUUUUAACAUCACUUACCAAUGUAUGGAUCGUUUGUGUUCUUGGCUGGUUGUUGUAUUGGCGAAAUACUUAGGAUCACCUAGCAAAUGAAUAGUCUCAAUCACGCUUCAGAUCAGCAAUUGUUUCAUAAUUUUGUACAAGUUUAUUGCCAAGUUCAAUUAGUUCUGCUGUAUAGCUCUAGCCAAUUAUGCAUUUAUUUUUUUGAGUGCUUGAUUUAAGCUGCCAGUCCCUCUUAACAAACUCCACUUAAAUGUUUUUUUUUUACAAACGUAAUUAUUUUGCGUUUAGCUUUUAUAGAUCAACAAGCUAAUAUUUUAAGACUUAUAUAAGACUAAAUUGGUAUAUUUCAAUUUAAUAAAACACAUUCAAUAUAUUUCCUAAUAUCGUCACGUUUGCUGUGCUCAAUUGU